This is a messenger RNA of Gossypium arboreum, 3863 nucleotides long. RefSeq lists its product as uncharacterized. The record is from RefSeq and is a predicted model, not a curated record. NCBI's taxonomy places the organism in Eukaryota, Viridiplantae, Streptophyta, Magnoliopsida, Malvales, Malvaceae. The transcript is spliced from 15 exons. Gene Ontology annotation, molecular function: phosphatidylinositol binding. The coding region runs from base 291 to 3413 and encodes 1040 amino acids.
UUAUAAUCUCCAUAUUCAUUUUCAAAUUUAUUUAGUUAAAAACAAAUUCCAGAUGCUCUAAUUUUCUUGUCUGUUAUUAUUUUCUUUCUUUUUCGUUCGUGACUAAUUCCAUAUUAAACCCUGCUGAAGCUAAUCGAAGAAAAAAAAUUCAAAUUAUUUUCCGGUGAUUAUUUAUUUUUCUCCAUGUUAAGAAAGAAUUGAAAAUUCUUGAAAAUCAAGGAAUCGAAUUCCGCGAAUUGGAAAGAAAAAUUGGAGGGAGAAAAAAAAAAGAUCGAAAGAAAAACUGGAAAAUGAAAUCGAUGGAGACGAUACAGGAUCUGAUCGAAGAUGCCAAAGUACGGACGGUCUGGUGGGCGUUGGCUACGUUUGUCGUAACUUACUCCUUGACUCAUACAAGUACAUCGAUGUGGAUGAAUUUACCUAUAGCAAUUCUUAUUGUUGCUGGAUUGCGAAUUUUGAGUAAUGAGGUUGAGUUCAAAUGGAAAGUUAAAUCAGUUCGUGUUCUGAGUUAUUUGUCUCACUUGGAGAAGAAACAGUUGUCCGUGAAUGAUUCCCGUCUUUCCAGCUCACCACCUCCGCUCAAGUGGAAGCGGAAAAUUGAUUCUCCUAUGGUGGAGGCCGCUCUCAAUGAGCUUAUUGAUAAAAUACUUAGGGAUUUUGUUGUGGAUUUGUGGUAUUCGGAGAUUACUCCAGAUAGAGAGGCACCUGAGUUGAUGCGAGAUGUAAUUUUGGAUGCUAUUGGUGAAAUAUCAGGAAGGGCGAAAGAGAUAAACCUUGUUGAUUUGCUAACUCGGGAUAUAGUUGAUUUGAUAGGAGAUCACUUGGACCUUUUUAGAAGAAACCAAGCUGCAAUAGGUGUUGAUGUUAUGGUAACAUUGUCAUCUGAAGAAAGGGAUGAAAGACUGAAACACCAUCUUAUGGUUUCUGAAGAGCUUCAUCCUGCACUGAUUUCACCAGAGAGUGAGUACAAGGUUAUUCAACGGCUUAUUGGUGGAGUUUUAGCAGUAGUAUUAAGACCACGAGAAGCUCAAUGUCCUUUGGUUCGAACUAUUGCUCGUGAGAUUGUUACUUGCCUGGUUGUGCAACCUCUUUUGAAUUUGGCAAACCCUGGGUGUAUCAAUGAAGUAAUUGAAUAUGUUCUACUUGCCAUUAAUGAUGGUAUGAUUAAGGUGGUGGAAGGUUUUGAUCAGUCUUCAGUUGAAAUCCGUGGUGAUGACUCUUCCUCAUGCAAAAUUGCGUCCUUUAAUAGUCAGGGAACUGAUUUGACAUUGGCUAGACUUGAUGAUCAGAAAGAAACAUAUUCAGAUUCUAACAGAUGCGAGGAAGAAUCAGUGCAGCCUCGACCAGCUGACUGGGCUCGAAAAUUAGAGGCAGCAACCCAGAGAAGAACUGAAGUUCUUGCCCCUGAAAAUCUUGAAAACAUGUGGACAAAAGGAAGAAACUACAAAAAGGAGGAGAAAAAAUAUGUAAACGCAAGAUUUCAAGAAGCUAUUCCUAGGGGUUCUGUGACAAAGAGUGCUGUGUUGACAGGGUAUCCAGGAAGUGAAAUCUCUACCAACAAUGUUGGAACUUCUACAGGAAGUGAAGAGAAACUUGUGAUGCAGACAAUGCCCGGUUUAAAUCUUGAUGCUCAAUUAUUUGAUGGUAACACAGCAGGCACACAGUUGGCCUCGGAAUUCAACAACUCAUCGUCAUUUGGAGGAGAUCAUCAUAUUAACAAUUUUAAUGAUGCUAGUGAGCAAUCUGCUGACGGAAAUAAAAGUAGGCUUAAGAGAUCCAGUAGUAGCUCCGAUUUGAAUGUUGAACCUGAUACUAAGAAGGUAUUUACAGGAGAUAUUCGAGAGCCGAUUAUUUCAGAGUUCUACAGCCCUGAUUUUGGCAGGCAUACUGAAGAAUAUAGGGGUAAGAUUACCUCAAAUACAGUACUUCGCAAUGAGGAGCCACAUGUUCCGAAGCUUAGGUGUCGGGUUAUUGGAGCAUAUGUUGAAAAACUUGGAUCAAAAUCAUUUGCAGUUUAUUCAAUCGCUGUGACAGAUGCCGAAAACAGAACUUGGUUUGUUAAAAGAAGAUACAGGAAUUUUGAACGGUUGCAUCGACAUCUUAAAGAAAUUCCUAAUUAUACAUUACACUUGCCUCCCAAAAGGAUAUUUUCGUCAAGCACCGAGGACACUUUUGUUCACCAGCGUUGCAUUCAGCUUGACAAGUAUCUAGAAGAUCUGUUGUCUAUAGCUAAUGUGGCUGAACAACAUGAAGUGUGGGACUUUUUAAGUGUUUCCUCAAAGAAUUACUCUUUUGGAAAAUCUUCAUCAGUGAUGAGAACCCUUGCAGUCAAUGUGGACGAUGCUGCUGAUGAUAUUGUACGCCAAUUUAGAGGAGUAUCAGAUGGCGUAAUGUGCAAAGCUGUUGAUUUGUCUUCUCCCCCUAGUGAAGCCUCUUCUUCAGUCACUGGCAGGACCUUGUCAUGGAGUGCUGAUGAGAUUGCUAAAGACAUUUCAAGGCAAAGUAACUUGGAGACAGUGCAUAGUGCUUCUGAUAACGAAGAAGGUGAUAAAGAUAGUAGCCAUGGUCAUGAGGAUGAUAGAUCUGGUUCCCAAGGCCAUGGUUGGCAUCCAGACUUUGAGUUGAACACAAGUUUGCCUCCAAGGGUGAUAGAGCAUAGUGGAGAGUCUGGUAAUUUAGUCUCUGAGAAACAUAAUUUAGGUGUUAAAACUGAAUUGCUUGGCCAGCAAGGUUCUCCUGCAAUAAAAUUCCCCACAACCUCAAGCCAUAUGGAGGAUCCAGUUGGAAUGCCCCCGGAGUGGGCACCUCCUAACAUGAGCGUGCCUUUGCUGAAUCUAGUUGAUAAUGUGUUUCAGCUUAAGAGAAGAGGCUGGCUAAGAAGACAGGUCUUCUGGAUAUCUAAGCAAAUAUUACAGCUGGUGAUGGAGGAUGCCAUCGAUGACUGGCUUUUGAGGCAGAUUUAUUGGCUUCGGAGGGAGGACACUAUUGCACUAGGGAUUCGAUGGAUUCAAGAUAUUCUGUGGCCAGGUGGUACAUUCUUUACAAAAGCAGGGAAUAUUCAGGGAAAAUUCGAGAAUACUCAGCCUAACCAGACACCUUCGCAGAACUUCAGCCAAUUUGGUGGGGGUAAUGUCAAUAAACCAGGGUCCUUUGAGGAACAACUUGAGGCAGCUCGUAGAGCAAGCAACAUUAAAAAGAUGCUUUUUGAUGGAGCUCCGACAGCCUUAGUUAGCUUAAUCGGGCACAAGCAAUACAGACGAUGUGCAAGAGACAUAUAUUUUUUCACUCAGUCAACUAUAUGUGUGAAGCAACUUGCUUACGCGAUAUUAGAACUUGUAAUCAUAUCAGUUUUCCCUGAGCUGCGGGAUCUUGUGGUGGAUCUUCAUGGAAAGAAACAUAUUAAAGUUGCAUAGGAAGUUACGGUUUCUAUUUCUGUGAAGGAAGUCUGCUGUUGUCUCAAUUACAUCCAUGGAAGCUUAGAAAAUGAAGAACGAUGUAGUCAACCAGCACCAUUGGCUUUGCCUGUGACAUUCACUACUAUACCAAAUUACUAGUAAGCAGUGCUAUAUAUAUAUAUAUAUAUGAAUGUUUUUGUUUUGUUGGGUUUUAGGAAAUUUUCAUUUAAUCUCACAUUCUAAAUGUACAGGAAUGUAGAUUUAGUCUGUAUAGAAUGUUAUAUACAUGGGCUUACUCAGUCGGCAAUCAGCAGCCUGCCUGUUGGAAUUUUGUGUUGAUUUGUAUUUUGGACAUUUGAGAAACAAAGUCGGUGAUAUUCAUUAUUCUUUCCUAACCACGACCAGUGGUUUUGGAAAAUUUUCUAUUAUUAGUGGAGCUCAAAAUGAAACGACGAAUUACUUUGUGAA